Molecule: messenger RNA, 7579 nt
Organism: Diceros bicornis minor
Lineage: Eukaryota; Metazoa; Chordata; Mammalia; Perissodactyla; Rhinocerotidae
Gene: CHL1
Product: cell adhesion molecule L1 like
Exons: 28
Coding region: 337-4014 (1225 amino acids)
Biological process (GO): cell-cell adhesion; brain development
Molecular function (GO): cell-cell adhesion mediator activity
Source: RefSeq, a predicted model, not a curated record
AGACUCGCCUGCGGAUCAGCCGGGAGCGGCCGGCAAGAAACUCGCUUGGAUUCGCGCGGAGCUGCUGGACCCUCACGUCCUUCUCCCGCUCCAAGCCAGCUUGGGGGAGAAGUUUCUCCAAGGGAAGGUACCGAACGGAUCUGGUGUCAGAGGCGACUCAGGUGCUGUAAGCUGCAAACAAUGAUCCUGUCUUAAUACUGCAGACAUUUCGUAGUGAAACUAAGGGGAACAAUUUACUGUUUCCAGGUUAACCACGUUCUCUUCAACUUUAAACCAAAAGUAGGGGGAGACAUUAAGAUUUUCAUUCUUUCUGGGUUGCCUCCUUCCUGAAGAGCCAUGGCGUUGCAGUUAAGUGGAAGAGGAUUAAUCAUACCUCUAAUUUUCUUCCUGUUAAAAUUCUCCACGGCCAUUGAAAUACCACUUUCAGUUCACCAGGUUCCAACCAUCAUAAAACAGUCAAAAGUGCAAGUUGCCUUCCCCUUUGAUGAAUAUUUUCAAAUUGAAUGUGAAGCUAAAGGAAAUCCAGAACCUACGUUUACGUGGACUAAGGACGACAAGCCUUUUGACCUCUCUGAUCCUCGAAUAAUUGUAUCUAACAACUCAGGAACAUUCAAGAUCCCAAAUGAGGGGCACAUAUCUCACUUUCAAGGGAAAUACCACUGCUUUGCCUCUAAUAAACUGGGAGUUGCUAUGUCAGAAGAAAUAGAAUUUAUAGUUCCAAAUGUUCCAAAAUUCCCAAAAGAAAAAAUUGACCCUCUUGAAGUGGAGGAGGGAGAUCCAAUUGUCCUCCCAUGCAACCCUCCCAAAGGCCUCCCGCCGUUACACAUUUAUUGGAUGAAUAUUGAAUUAGAACACAUCGAACAAGAUGAAAGAGUGUACAUGAGUAAAAAGGGAGAUCUGUAUUUCGCAAAUGUGGAAGAAAAAGACAGUCGGAAUGAUUACUGUUGCUUUGCUGCAUUCCCAAGAUUAAGGACGAUUGUGCAGAAAAUGCCAAUGAAACUAACAGUUAACAGUUUAAAGCAUGCUAAUGACUCCAGUUCAUCCACAGAAAUUGGUUCCAAGGCAAAUUCAAUCAAGCAAAGAAAGCCCAGACUGCUGUUGCCUCCUCCUGAGAGUGGCAGUAAAUCUUCACUUACCAUCCUCAAAGGAGAAACCCUACUGCUUGAGUGUUUUGCUGAAGGCCUACCAACUCCACAGGUUGAUUGGAACAAAAUGGGUGGUGAUUUACCAAAGGGAAGAGAAACAAAAGAAAAUUAUGGCAAGACUUUGAAGAUAGAGAAUGUCUCCUACCAGGACAAAGGAACUUAUCGCUGCACAGCCAACAAUUUCUUGGGAUCAGCCACUCAUGAUUUUCAUAUUACAGUAGAAGAGCCUCCUCGCUGGACGAAGAAACCUCAGAGUGCCGUGUAUAGCACAGGAAGCAGUGGUAUCUUGUUAUGUGAGGCUGAAGGCGAACCUGAACCCACAAUCAAGUGGAGAGUCAAUGGCUCCCCAAUUGAAAAAAAUCCAUUUGCUGGUGAUGUCAUCUCCCCAAGGGAAAUCAGUUUUACCAACCUACAACCGAAUCAUACUGCUGUGUACCAGUGUGAAGCCACGAAUGCCCAUGGAACUAUCCUUGCCAAUGCCAAUAUCGAUGUUGUAGAUGUUCGUCCAUUGAUACAAACUGAAGAUGAAGAAAAUUACGCUACAGUGGUUGGGUACAGUGCUUUCUUAUACUGCGAGUUCUUUGCUUCACCGGAGGCAAUAGUGUCCUGGCAGAAGGUAGAACAAGCAAAACCCCUUGAAGGCACACGGUACCACAUCUAUGAGAAUGGUACGUUACAGAUCAACAAAACCGCAGAAGAAGAUGCUGGCUCUUACUCUUGUUGGGUAGAAAAUGCUCAAGGAAAAACUGCAGUCACAGCCAAUUUGGAUAUUAGAAAUGCUACAAAACUUAGAAUUUCUCCGAAGAAUCCUCGUGUCCCCAGAUCACAUACAUUUGAAUUACACUGUGAAAGCAAAUGUGACUCAUAUUUGAAACACACUUUGAAGUUGUCCUGGAGUAAAGAUGGAGAAGCCUUUGAAAGUAACGGCACAGAGGAUGGCAGGAUAAUUAUUGAUGGAGCUAAUCUGACUAUAUCUAAUGUCACCUUAGAGGACAAAGGUAUUUACUCCUGUUCAGCUCAAACUGCUCUAGAUAGCGUUGCUGAUAUAACUCAAGUAACCAUCCUUGAUGUUCCGGAUCCACCAGAAAAUCUUCACUUGUCUGAAAGACAGAACAGGAGUGUUCGGCUGACGUGGGAAGCUGGAGAUGACCACAACAGCAAUAUUAGCGAGUAUAUUGUAGAAUUUGAAGGAAACAAAGAGGAACCUGGAAGAUGGGAGGAAUUGACUAGAGUCCAAGGCAAGGAAGCAACAGUGAUGUUAUCUUUGGCUCCAUAUGUGAGGUACCAGUUCAGGGUCAUAGCCGUGAAUGAGGUAGGGAGAAGCCGACCCAGCCAGCCAUCAGACCAUCACGAAACACCUCCGGCAGCUCCAGACAAGAAUCCACAAAAUAUAAGAGUUCAAGCCUCUCAACCCAAGGAAAUGAUUAUAAAAUGGGAGCCUUUGAAAUCCAUGGAGCAGAAUGGACCGGGACUGGAGUACAGAGUGACCUGGAAGCCACAGGGGGCCCCCGGGGAGUGGGAAGAAGAAACAGUCACAAACCACACCUUGCGGGUGAUGACUCCUACAGUCUAUGCUCCUUAUGAUGUCCAAGUCCAAGCCAUCAAUCACCUCGGCUCUGGCCCUGAGCCUCAGUCAGUGAUCCUCUAUUCUGGAGAAGACUAUCCUGAUACAGCUCCAGUGAUCCAUGGGGUGGACGUUAUAAACAGCACAUUAGUUAAAGUUACCUGGUCUUCAAUUCCAAAGGAGAGAGUACAUGGACAUCUGAAAGGAUAUCAGAUAAAUUGGUGGAAAACAAAAAGUCUGUUGGAUGGAAGAACACAUCCCAAAGAAGUAAACAUUCUGAGAUUUUCAGGACAAAGAAGCUCUGGAAUGGUUCCUUCCUUAGAUGCCUUUAGUGAAUUUCACUUAACAGUCUUAGCCUAUAAUUCCAAAGGAGCUGGUCCAGAAAGUGAGCCUUAUAUAUUUCAAACACCAGAAGGAGUACCUGAACAGCCAGCUUUUCUCAAGGUCAUCAAAGUUGAUAAAGACACUGCCACUUUAUCCUGGGGACUACCUAAGAAAUUGAAUGGAAACUUAAUUGGCUAUCUGUUACAGUACCAGAUAAUAAAUGACACCUACGAGAUUGGAGAACUAAAUGAUAUCAACAUUACAACUCCAUCAAAGGCCAGCUGGCAUCUCUCAAACCUCAAUGCAACUACCAAGUACAAAUUCUACUUGAGGGCUUGCACUUCAAAGGGCUGUGGAAAACCAAUCACCGAGGAGAGUGCUACAUUAGGAGAAGGGAGUAAAAGUAUUGGGAAGAUAUCAGAAGGAGUAAAUGUUACUCAAAAGAUUCACCCUGUAGAGGUAUUUGAGCCGGGAGCUGAACAUAUAGUUCGUCUAUUGACUAAGAAUUGGGUUGAUAACAAUAGCAUUUUUGAAGAUGUAAUUGAGACAAGAGGGAGAGAAUAUGCUGGUUUAUAUGAUGACAUCUCCACUCAAGGCUGGUUUAUUGGAUUGAUGUGUGCGAUUGCUCUUCUCACACUAGUAUUGUUAACUGUUUGCUUUGUGAAGAGAAACAAAGGUGGAAAGUACUCAGUGAAAGAAAAGGAAGAUUUGCAUCCAGAUCCAGAAGUUCAGUCAGUAAAAGAUGAAACCUUUGGUGAAUACAGUGACAGUGAUGAAAAACCUCUCAAAGGAAGCCUUCGGUCCCUUAACAGGGAUAUGCAGGCCACAGAAAGUGCUGACAGCUUAGUUGAGUAUGGAGAAGGCGACCACGGUCUAUUCAAUGAAGAUGGAUCAUUUAUUGGCGCUUAUACUGGAUCUAAGGAGAAAGGAUCUGUUGAAAGCAAUGGAAGUUCUACAGCAACAUUUCCACUCCGAGCAUAAACACAGCACAUGUAAACAACAUCAGUUGCUCACACCAACCUUCCAUAUUUAUCUGUUCAAGGGAGCAAGAACUUUCACAUAGGAAUAGAAACAUAUUGGCAGAAGAUUUCAUCUAGAAUUCGAACAUCCUGCUAUCAUGUUGAGAAAAAUAGCACUGCCUUGAAAAAAUAAAAUACCUACACUACAGGCCUAUGUUGUUGUUGUUUUUUGUUUUUUUCAGGUGCUCAAAAUGCAGAACACAAAACAAAUCUUGUAUUUAGAUUCACCUCAACUGAAUCCAAAGUAUCCAUUCCCUGUCCUCCAUAUUUGCCUGGUUUUACUAUUCACUGUGUUUGCAUAGAUGUUGCUACCUUGUGGGUUUUUCUCUGUAUGCACAUGUGUAUUCAGUCUCUGAGAACUAUCUUACAAGAUGGUAAGCAAACUGGUUAUUUAAAAUGUAAAGAGGAAUAUGAAUGUCUUAUUGAAACAGUUCAUUGAAUAUAUACAGUCUAAAGUUAUUAUUUAAAUUUUUAGUAGCAGAAGUCUUUAGUGAACAAUCGACUAGUAUUUAUUGUGCUCCUAACUAUUUGCCCAGAGAUGGUCAUGGUUAAAGAGAAUUCUGACUUUGUCAGUUUCAACAUGAAUUUGUUAUUUCUAUCAGUUAUGACAUCUACAAACACCUUUGUGUUUGUUUUUUUCUUGGACUAAAUUCAGCUGCAAAGGAAGCGGUGGUCAGAGGGGUAUCUUAUGAAAGAAUGGGCACAAGGUGUCCUAAUGCUGGAGUCUAAUGGCUGUGUCUAUUUAAUAUCUCCGUUUCUAAAUUGACUGCGUUUACCUGUUUUCUAUGUUUAUAUAAUGGUAUGCUUGCUUAUAUUUCAUGAAUGCAUUGUACAUAUUGUGUUAAUAUUUACACAAUUUAAAAUAUAGAUGUGUUUUAUUUUGAAGUGAGAAAAAGAGCAUUAACAGUCAUGUCUGUACAGCUAGAGUAUAUAGUAAGAUACCAUUUUUCAUCAUUUCAGAGCUACGACCAAUAAUAACAUGAGGUUCCAAAACUGAAGAUUUUGUGUAAAGCAUUUGGAUUUUGUUCUUAUAUUGCUUUUUCCAACAGUCUCAAAAUAAAAUAUCAUAUAAAUAUUGAGGGAGAUGUUUUCAUAUUUUUCAAAAUAAAUUUUUGUUGUCAAGUGUACUCCUACCCCAGACCCAAAAAAGAAAAACUGUUUACAGUAGAAAUUCCUAUACAUAUGUUUGCCUAUAUCACAUUUUAAACAUCUUCAGAGUGGGAUCUUUUUCUAUGUUCUCCUUCUGUCAAAGUCAGUACAAAUUCAGGGAAUUUAUUUCCUGGCAUGUGGGAUACUAGUCCUUCUAAAAUUGUACAUGAAAAUGGUUUAGAAAUAAACCAUUAUUUCUAAACUGUGCAUGCAUGUCAGUAAAAUUCAAUGUUCAACUUCUCAUUUUCUGGAAACAUUUUUUAACUUUACCAUGAAAUUCUUAGUUAUGUUUAAGUGAAAUUGACUCACAGAUUUUACUUUAUUUUUUGAAUUGUAGCUAUGGGCAUAUAUUGUUAAUUCCUUAAUUUGAUUUAUGUAGCCCACUAUAUUUCUUGUGGACCAAAAUUAGGGAUGUUUAUAACGGUCCAGGCAAUAAUCCACAUGGGAUGUCUAAUUGUCAUUUUAAACCUGUGUGUCCUCCAAAAUGCAGAGACAGCAAAAGAAUGUCUUAUUUAAAACAAUACUUCACGGGCUCAAGAUUUGACCACAUUCCCCAAGUGGGAAUUUCUGAAAGGGGAAAGCGUCUUGGUCCUCACCCUGUGUGAGUACCAGGAACCACACAUCUGUUAGUGUACCUUGAGCUUCAUCCCCAUCUGAUUUCUAAGGCACAACUUUUCUGGAGGAGGAAUCAUCAGGUUUUGACUUAUCUGGGAGGAAUUUCUGGCACUCGGCUACUGAUGAGGCCAAGGUUGGGACUGUUGAGUUUAGUUCUGCUAUUAUUCUAGUUCCUUUUCUUUGCCAUCAGCUAAAAAGCUUUUAAGAGAAGCAUGCAGGUUGGAAGUAAUCUCAAAAAAGCAUUAGGAGUAGAUUUAUUUUGAACUUAAUAAUCUUCAAGUUAGAAGUUAACAUAAAUAAUGAAAUGUUUGCUUUUCCUGGAUCUUAAAGUUCUCGUUUAGCUGAGUAAUAAGAAUGUUCCUGCUUAUCUUUUCUGAAUGGCCAAAACUUAUGGAUAUGAAAAACGAGACUGCAUUAUGACUGCCUUUUGCUAUCCCUCUCUAUUACCUUUUCUCAAGACCGUUUGGCUUCUACUGGGAAUCAUCAGCACAGAAGGAAUAGGUCCAUGACUGACUUUCUCUAGUCUACUGUCAAUAUUAUUUUAAUGUAAUAGAUUGUAUAUAAUCUCAAAGAUUGUUGAUGGGGAUGAGUCCCUAGGGAGCUGUCCAAGGGUUGGGAAAACCCAAGUUCUCUUCCUGGUUCCAGCACUGAUUUUGUACAUAAAUAGGCAAGUUGCUUGACCCCUUUGCUUCAAACUGUCUCAGCUAUAAAGUGCUAAUGAUUAUCUCAGUUACCUUAUCUUUGUCACAGGGUGUUUUUUUAAUGAAAAGAAAUUGAAAGUGAUAAAAGUUAAGAUGCCUUUUAACUUCAUAAACAAACCUUUAAUCUAAAGAUGUAUCAAAAAGUCACCCCAUGCGUACCAAGUCAACUUUUUUCCUGUGAGCACAUAAAUAUAUUUUUAUAGAAAAAAAAAUCUACAGGAAAUAAAAUUAAUCUACUGUUCAAUGAGCAGUAUGAUUUGCACAUGCCAUCAAAAAUGAUUAAUCAGAGGAAAGUUAAGCAGGGUCUUUGCUAUACAAAAGUGUUUUUCACUAAUUUUGCAUGUGUAUUUAUAAGAAAUGUGAAUUUGGUGGAUUUAUUCUAUUGGUAUAAAGGCAUCUGAUAUUUUAGAUGUACCCAUGUUUAUAAAAGUGUAAAGCACAAUGAAAUUAUGCUGGAAGUCUCAAAUAAUAUUUUUUCCUAUUUUAUAUUCAUGGAAGAGAUGAGCUAAAGAGAGAACAAUAAUGAGAAAUGUUGGUGUGUUUUUCUAAGCAUUUAAAACAUAAUUGCCAGUUGAAACCCUAAAAAUGUUUACAUGCCAUUAAGAUAUGAUUCUUGUAACGAUUUUAAAUUGAUUAUAAAGGGAUUGGGUUUGUAAUCCGUGGUAGUAUAUAUCCUAGUAUUCCCAUAGUGAAAUAAGUAGUGGUGAGCCAAAGCUUACUCUGUUUUGUAUCUUAAAUUGUUUGAUUACAUCAUCAAAAGAGAUAAAAGAUAUGUAGAACUGGUUUACCUGAUGACUUUUUUUUGGCUUAGAUUAAUAUUCAUAGUAGAACUUUAUUAAAAGGUGUUUGUAUUGUAGGUGGUGUUUGUAUUAUGCUUAUGAAUAUGUAUGGUUUAAAAAUAUUUUCGUUAUACAUGAAAUUCGACUUUCCAAAUAAAAGUUCGACUUCAUGUACUCUAAAAAUGUUUGUAUCCUUUUCUAUCCAGAUGAGAAGAAUCAGAAUUUACAUAUCAACCUUAUCUUCAGUUGCCUCUGAUCCUGGAAUAUCUGUAAAUGUAGUACA